AUGACCAGCACUAACAGUCUUUCUUUCACGACAUAUGUAGAAAUCGAGAUCGACGAAGACUGUGACUUCGACGGUGACCGAAUUUCAACGAUCACCGAAUGCGUGGCCCCGGAAGCUCUAACAGUGACUGACUGUGCAGUAACGGAUGUUGCGACCAUUACCGAAUGCGUGGCCACGGAAGCCUUGACCAUCACCGAGUGUGUGGCAACGGAAGCUCUAACAGUGACUGACUGCGCGGUGACGGAUGUCGCGACAAUCACUAACUGUACGGCAACGGAGGUCACGACCAUCACGGAGUGCACGGCAACGGAGGGUCCCACUGUCACGGCAGGGGAUCAAGGCUGGAUAGUCGCGCAAGUGGGCGCCCAUCCGGAACCGGCCGGAGUCACAGAGGACCAAUCCUCCGGGUCUGGCGAGUACGCCUAUUUCUUCCGCGCCUCCGAGGACGGCCAGCGCGACCGCGUCACGAUCAUGCAGUCGAUGAGCCUGUGCCAGGGCGUCACGUACCAGGCCAGCCUCCUCGUGCGCUUCACCGAAGUCACGGAUGCCGCGAUAAGCCUGCUGAUCAACGACGAGCCCAUCGCGGCCCAAGGGUGGAUUACCGACACCGCCUACCAGCCAGCGCGCUUCCGGAACGACGGUGUCUUCGUCGCUCCUGCGGAUAGCGCUAUUCUGCGCAUCACGAUCUCGUUCCAGGAGCUCCCUGCCGACAGGAUAAGACAGAUCAACAUCGACAACGUCGUGGUCAAACCCUAUGAGCUGGAGGCGCAGCCGUGA
This is a messenger RNA of Parascedosporium putredinis, 777 nucleotides long. The record is from the annotation of a GenBank genome assembly. Lineage: Eukaryota; Fungi; Ascomycota; Sordariomycetes; Microascales; Microascaceae.